This is a messenger RNA of Osmia bicornis bicornis, 1444 nucleotides long. It is a transcript of the gene Faa, whose product is annotated as fumarylacetoacetase. Gene Ontology annotation, molecular function: fumarylacetoacetase activity. Gene Ontology annotation, biological process: homogentisate catabolic process; L-tyrosine catabolic process; L-phenylalanine catabolic process. Bases 77 to 1333 code for a protein of 418 amino acids. The transcript is spliced from 8 exons. NCBI's taxonomy places the organism in Eukaryota, Metazoa, Arthropoda, Insecta, Hymenoptera, Megachilidae. The record is from RefSeq and is a predicted model, not a curated record.
CGCAUAAUUAUCACACGUCGUUACAAACAGAUUUCAGGCAGUGUUUCAGACCAGUCGGUUCAAAACAAUCGUGAACAUGCGUUCUUUCGUGGAGUACUCUGCAAACUGUGAUUUUCCUAUUGAAAAUCUUCCUUAUGGUGUCUUUUCAACAAAAAACAAUCCUCAGAAGAGAAUAGGAGUUGCAAUUGGAGAUGAAAUCUUAGACCUAUCUCUUAUUUCGAAUCUCUUCGAUGGGCCAUUGUUAAAAAAUAAUCAAGAUGUGUUUCGUCGCGAUUACCUCAACGAUUUCAUGGCUUUGGGAAGACCCAGCUGGGUAGAAGCCAGAAACAAGCUUCAAGAUUUGCUAUCAGCCAGUAAUCCUACUUUGCAGGAACCCAAUACUCGUUCCAAAGUAUUCGUGAAACAAAAUGAAGCAACCAUGCAUCUCCCAGCAAAGAUUGGUGACUACACAGACUUUUAUUCAUCCAUUUACCAUGCCACAAAUGUUGGCAUGAUGUUUCGUGGAAAACAAGACGCUUUAAUGCCAAAUUGGAAAUAUUUACCCGUUGGUUACCACGGAAGAGCAAGCUCGGUAGUUGCCUCUGGCACACCGAUAAGAAGACCACGUGGCCAGACACUUCCGGUGGAAGGUGCAGCCCCAGUUUUCGGUCCUUCCAGGUCAAUGGACUUCGAACUGGAAGUAGCUUUCUUCGUUGGAGGACCUCCGACCAAGUUGAGUGACCCGGUCCCAAUAUCUAAAGCUUACGAUCAUAUCUUUGGAAUGGUCACCAUGAACGACUGGAGUGCAAGAGAUAUACAGAAGUGGGAGUACGUUCCUUUGGGUCCUUUUGGAGCAAAAAAUUUGGGAACGACUAUAUCUCCUUGGGUGGUCACUAUGGAGGCCCUGGAACCUUUUAAAGUACCCAAUUUUCCUCAGGAUCCAAUCCCAUUUCCGUAUCUGCGUCACAGUGAACCUUGCAACUUUGACAUGAAAUUAGAAGUUGAUAUAAAAUCUCCGAGCGGUGUCGUUACCACGGUUUGUCGCAGUAACUACAAGUACAUGUACUGGACACCCCGACAGCAAUUAGCUCACCACACCGUAACAGGAUGCAAUAUCAAUCCAGGGGAUUUAAUGGCUUCCGGUACGAUAAGUGGCGAGACUCCUGAUUCUUUCGGUUCCAUGCUCGAGCUCGCUUGGAAAGGUACCCGACCUGUACCGUUACUGGAUGGUACCAACAGGAAGUUCCUGCAAGACGGUGACGAAGUGAUCAUUCGAGGUUACUGUGUCGGCGAUGGCUAUAGAAUUGGCUUCGGAACUUGUUCAGGAAAAUUAUUGCCUGCUUACACUGAAUAAUUGUUUUCUUUCUUUCGUUUCUGGUAUUUGAGAUUAUAGUGCAAAUACGUAUGAUUGUUUUCAUUUUUUUAUUGUAUUGUAUAUGAUGAAGAGAAUAAAGGAUUGAGAUGA